CAAAAUAAAACACAAACACGCUCGAAGCACAUUCUCGGUUCUUUUAUACAAAAUACGUGAAUGAUUCUACGUGUUGUUUUUUUUGCAAGACAGCGGAACGGUUACAAAAUAAUUAGUGAACGUAUUCAUUCCCGUGGUCGUAGUUUACUCGUCGGGGACUGAACUUAGCUAGCUAGGCUCGCUAACUCUGAACCUCUACACCAGAAACGUGUGUUAUUGGGAAAAUGAACGCAGAAACAUCUGGUUGGACCAUGGAGAACAUCCACAGGCUGAUUGUUGAAAUGAAGCGCAGGAUCCCCAGGACCUACGCGACGUGCUCGUACACGAAGGGACUGAAGCACGUUGACUGGAACAAGGUGGCGUUCGCUCCUUUCUCUGCGGGAGACUGCGAGCAGAAGUGGAGACUGCUCAUGAAGAAGAUGCGCAAACAACGGUCUCUCACAGAGCUCAUUGUUGAAGCUGAAGAUGUCCUGUCAGACCCUGUCCUGAACAGCAAGAUCCAUCCAGACUUCCCGAGUAGACCCCCUACUUCAUGUGUCUUGUUUUAUGAGGAGAACCGGGUCAAGAUUAAAGAACAGCAUCCAGAGCUGAGUCACACUGAGGUAGUGGCGGCCACGGGCAAGGCGUACAGAGAGCUCCCAGAUAGCAAAAAGGCUCUAUAUGUGAAGAAAUACCAGCGUGCCUAUCAGGAAUACAGGCAAAAGACAAAGGAGUUCAGGGAAACGCAUCUCAAGCUUUCAGAUAUUGUGGACACGAGUAACCAGGUGACUGUAGAUGGUGAAGAUGCAGAAGGUCUGCCGCCCAAGCCUCCUAUAAAUGGCUAUAAGAUAUUUUGCAAAGAGCAAUUGGAGUCCAUGGCUGGGGUCUCGCAUAGAGACUAUAUGAAAGUGUGGGCCCAACGUUGGCGGGACCUUACUAAGAGUCAGAAGAGAGAGUACUCUGAAGACUGCUCCGAGAUGAAGAAAACGUAUACAAUCAAGCUGCAUAAAUAUAUAAAGACUUUGGAUGAGGAGAAACAGAAGAGGAUCUUAACCGAAAAUGCCAGGUACAUAUCUAAAAAGGUUGAUAUGAAAAGUGGCGAGCCCAAGGUGACAUCUCGCGGUCUUAAAAAGAACAAUCGCCAAAAAAAGAAAGCACUAGAAGACAUUAUAGAAUAUUCAAAUGACCUGCAGAAGUGGUUUAAGACGUUGACGGCAGCAGAGCAAGAGGAAUAUCAGGCAUAUAAUCCAAAUGUAUGUAUUUUAGUAGCUAUUUAUUUUUCUGUAAUAGUGUUUCUGUGACCAUUUCUUUAAAAUUCACAAUAACCUGCACAUGUACCUGUCUUUGCAGAAAU
Molecule: messenger RNA, 1333 nt
Organism: Limanda limanda (common dab)
Lineage: Eukaryota; Metazoa; Chordata; Actinopteri; Pleuronectiformes; Pleuronectidae
Product: nucleolar transcription factor 1-A-like
Exons: 13
Coding region: 225-1280 (351 amino acids)
Source: RefSeq, a predicted model, not a curated record